Medicago truncatula (barrel medic) is the source of this 2732-nucleotide messenger RNA. Its product is annotated as TORTIFOLIA1-like protein 3. The coding region runs from base 322 to 2130 and encodes 602 amino acids. Gene Ontology annotation, molecular function: microtubule binding. NCBI's taxonomy places the organism in Eukaryota, Viridiplantae, Streptophyta, Magnoliopsida, Fabales, Fabaceae. The transcript is spliced from 4 exons. Gene Ontology annotation, cellular component: microtubule. The record is from RefSeq and is a predicted model, not a curated record.
AAAUUGGCACACCAAGAAAACAAACCCAAGUACCCAACCAGCUCUUGAGUAGAGUAAAAAAAAAGGAGAAAAAAUCUAUCUAGAAGAUAAUAAUAAUCCCCAACCCAAAUAAAACGCAGUUCAGUUCAAUAAACGACACGCCGUUUGCAUCUUCGUCUUCACGUUUCACAAACUGCUCAUAUAACCGUUCUCACAUAACUCCCACGCAAAACAAAACCACCUUCUCACCGGCGAUGUUGCCGGCGAUACCUCCCGAUCCACCACCGCAAUCAUAAACACUCCACCACUGUAACUACCAACUCCGGCACCAACACAACCACAAUGUCGUCACCGCAGAACGUAAAACAAAAGGUAUUCACAUGUCUAACCAAACUCUCCGACCGCGACACUCACUCCCUCGCCGCAACAGAACUCAUCACAAUUGCACGUAACCUCGACACAACCACCGUACCGGUUUUCCUCUCUUGCAUGUACUCCACCGACGCUUCCGAUAAAUCUCCGGUACGGAAGCAAUGCGUCCAGCUUUUCGGAUUACUCUCCGAAACUCACGGUAACACGCUUUCUCCUUACCUGUCGAAGAUCCUCGCCAACGUAAUUCGACGGCUUCGUGAUACCGACUCGUCGGUCCGAUCCGCGUGUGUGAAUUCCGUUUCAGCAUUAUCUUGCCACGUCACGAAGCAACCGUUUUAUACCUUUCUGAAACCGUUAUCGGAAGCUCUGUUCACCGAGCAAGAACAGAACGCGCAAAUUGGCGCUGCACUUUGUCUUGCUUCCGCGAUCGACGGAGCUCCGGAUCCAGAACCUGCUAGAUUAGCGAAGCUGUUGCCGAAGUUCCAGAAGCUUCUUAAGCGUGAAGUGUUUAAGGCGAAACCGGCAUUAUUGACGCUGAUCGGAAGUGUUGUUGAAGCUGGUGGCGCGUCUGGUCACGCUUCUUUGAAGAAUUUGGUUCCGUGUUUGGUGGAAUCGUUGAGCAAUCGUGAUUGGGCGGUGAGGAAAGCUGCGGCGGAGACGCUGGUGGUUUUGGCUAACGUGGAGAGGGAUUUCUUGUCAGAAUUCAAGGCUGAUUGUAUGAAAGUUUUCGAUAAUCGACGAUUUGAUAAGGUGAAGUUAGUUCGUGAAGUUAUGAAUCAGAUGUUGGAAGCAUGGAAGCAUAUCCCUGAUGUUUCUGAUGAUUUUUCGCCACCUCCGAAAUCGCAAUCUUCCUCUAAAGAGAAUGCGAGUGAUGGGCGGUAUCCUCCGGUGUCUCAAAAUUCAUGUAAUCCUGGUUCAGUAAUGGCGAAUCUAAGGAGGAGAUCAGCUCCUGUUAACAGAUUCAGUCCACCAGAUAGUUCUACUGCUAGCAAUGGCAAGAAUGUGAGUUCCUUAAGUAGUAAUAAGAGAAGGAGUUUGGGUGUUUCGCGAAAAUUAAACCAAAAGAAUUGGGAUGUUCAAGUGGCCAUGGCUGAUCAGGGUGAACUCCAGGAGAGGGAUGAAAAUGGAACUCCUUUGGAAACAAGCAAAGUGGAUAAAAGCAGAUUUCUAAAGCCAGAAAUGAAUCGAGCACUAUUAAAUAAAAAUUCUGAUGAUAGAAUAAAAAAGCAUGGUGGAUCUCGUGUGGUUCCGUAUCAUGAAGAGAGUCAGGACUCAGUUCCUGUCAAUAAUGUUUCCAAAGAUCUUUUUAAGAAUGAUAAAGAGAGUGAAGAGUUAUCUUUGAUCCGCAACCAGUUGCAACAAAUCGAGAAGCAACAGUCGAGUCUACUUGAUCUUCUGCAGAAAUUCAUUGGAAGCUCACAAAAUGGAAUGCGAUCUUUAGAGACCCGUGUACAUGGCCUUGAGUUGGCAUUGGAUGACAUCUCUUAUGAUUUGGCUGUAUCAAAUGGAAGGAUGACUAAUUCUAAUGUCCCUCGUAAUUCAUGUUGCUUGCUACCUGGAGCAGAUUUUUUGAGCUCUAAAUUCUGGAGGAAAACACAGGGCCAGUAUUCAUCUCCGCAGUUCUCUCGACGUGGUGGUGCUCCAUCACUUGCUACCACGCACUACACAGCUGGCAGGAAUGCUGAAACUAAUUUUACAAGCCAGAGAUUCAGGCUUGAUGGAGGUUUUAUCACUAAUCCUCUGGCAGAGGUACACACUAAUUCAAGGAACUUUGCUUGAUCAAAGCCAAUCUAUAAAGAAGGUUCACGUUUUACCUAUGGACCAGGCAUAGUCUUGGCACUAUCGCCCAUGGGAAUGCAUCUUUGUGAUUAGUGAUACCAAUUGAUGCAUCAUUCAACUCUUACUCAUAUGCCUUUUUUUUAUUACUGUAUUUCUUACUUUGUUGCGGAUGUGCUGCACAAUCUAGAAAGCAAGUUUCAUCAGUUGAUUCUCAAUCAGGUUUUAAGAUCCCUUGACCAGACAAAUGUUGAUUGAUCGAACUUCUGAUCAAAAUUGCAUAUUCUGCUUCAUCAAAUUAUGAUUUAAUCAAUAUAUAUACAUUUGUUGUGCUACUCGAAAAUGCUCCAUGUUGUCUUGUCAAUGCUGAAGAAGGCAAGAAGCUGGCCAGACUACACGUUCUACACGCCUUAGUUGUGCACAAUAAUUAUUAGACAAGAAUGAUUGAAGUGCUUUCACGGCUAAAUAUGACACUAUUGUAAAAGAGGGUGAAUUUGUAUACGUAUUACUAUAUUAUAUAGAGUGACAGGUUGCUUUUUUGCAUUAAAUAUUGCGUUGUACCAUGUACUCCGUAUUUAUCUAAGUUACUAUCCCUUCCCCUCUCA